CCUGGGUGCAGGUGAGGAGGGCUCCCUCCUCUCUGGCUGCAGAAAGCCGGUAGUUCGAGAUAUGGUUCGGAACCAGGCGUCCCUAGGGGAGGGAAUGGCUGGGGCCGAGUACCCGAUAGAACCGAUCCCGAAUCAGGCCCAGGAGCCGGAGAAGCUGAGCUCCCCGGAGCAGCAGGUCGCCGGGGAACAGCAGCCGCCUGUGGAGCAGCCGGAGCCCCCGGAGAAGCCUGUUGAGAAUGCCCAGGGGCCCAAGGAACAGGCGGCUACGGGGAGCCCGGCUCGUACCAGGGAUCCCCCGGGAGAGAAGACGGUCUCCCUGCGCCCCACCUUCCUCCGGGUGCCACAGCCAAGCUUGGGCUACGGCUCCUUCCGCUGUCGGGGAUCUGCGAGCUCUGAGCAGCUCCAGGGCCGCGGGGAUCGGGAGGGGACCCUGGCUCUGGUCCCCGUGCCGGCCCCGGCAGAAGCACAGCCUCGGGAGGGCGAGACGGGCACCCCGGGCGCCGCGCGGGAGCCGGGCGAGGCGGGGGCGGGGGCGGGGGCGGGGGCCUGGGCGCCCAUGGAGCUGCAGGUGGACGUGCGAGUGAAGCCCGUGGGAGCGGGGGUUUCGGGGCUCUCUCCGUCGCCCGUGCCCACCACGCGCUUCUUCUCGGUGCCCGUGCCGGACUCCCCCGCCUUCUCGCGCCACUCCUCCUUCUCCCGCUCCGGGGUGCCCCGGACGCCUUCCCCUGGGAGCACAUGGGGGGGAAGCCCGCACCCCCUUGCCGGCUGGGCCGAUCGGUACCGGGAGCAGGAGGGGCGCGCCAGCCCGGGACCCGGGCGGGCCGGGGAAUCUCCGUCGGGGCUUCCCCGAUGUAGGUGCCGGGAGCUGGGGCUGGAGGACAAGGAGUGGGAGAAGCUGCUGCCCGGGUGCGGGGCCGACGGAGACAAGCUGCACCAAGCGAUCUCACGCAUAGGCCUGCCAGCAUACAUGAAAUCCCUUCGAUGGGCCCUGGCUGUCCUGGCUGUAUUGCUGGCCGUGGCUGUGGUCACCAUUGUGGCCCUGGCCUCUCGAGUAGGAGUAAAGUGCCGACCUUGUCCAGAAGGCUGGAUAUGGUCAGAAGAACACUGUUACUACUACUCCUUGGAGGUUCAGAGCUGGGAAGACAGCAAGGCUUUCUGCUCAACCCACCAGGCAUCUCUCCCAGUUUUGAGCCAAACACAGGACUUCCUAAGCAGAUACCAGAUCCACAGGUUAUAUUGGGUGGGUCUCCAUCGAGGCCCUGAAGGGUGGCACUGGAUCAAUGGGGCUCCAUUGCCCCCCCAGCUGCUCCCAGAGGAAGAAAAUGACAACCUUGAGAACCAGAACUGUGGGGGUCUGGAGGAAGGGAAGCUCAAAGCUUUAGAAUGUGCCUCCUCUCGACCCUGGAUCUGUGUCAGGGGGGCCAAGUGAUCUGCUCCCGCUUCAAGUCCAAAUCCACAAGAAGUAGGCCAGGAAGGCAUUACGGUCAGAUGGUGUGCUGAUUGUGCUAUGGUCGUGCAGUAUAAAUAUUUCCAUGAAACCUCGGCCUGGGGCCCAGAGACAACCCCUAAAAAACACAAAUUAUUCAGAGAAAACUCAGGUAGUAGAGCUCCAUCUUCAGCCAAGAGGACCC
Dromiciops gliroides (monito del monte) is the source of this 1631-nucleotide messenger RNA. RefSeq names its product killer cell lectin like receptor G2 (gene KLRG2). Lineage: Eukaryota; Metazoa; Chordata; Mammalia; Microbiotheria; Microbiotheriidae. The record is from RefSeq and is a predicted model, not a curated record. The coding region runs from base 62 to 1429 and encodes 455 amino acids. The transcript has 5 exons.